Molecule: messenger RNA, 3271 nt
Organism: Botrytis cinerea B05.10
Lineage: Eukaryota; Fungi; Ascomycota; Leotiomycetes; Helotiales; Sclerotiniaceae
Exons: 4
Coding region: 614-2746 (710 amino acids)
Source: RefSeq, a predicted model, not a curated record
GCCCCGGUCUGCUGCCAUCCACCCAUUGAUGAGUAAAAUAGAAACACAAUCUUCCGCAUAGCCGUUGCCCGAUCUAUGUCUGUUGGAAAUUAUCUCGUGGGACUCUUGACGCCAAAUAAGCCAAUGAAAGCCAUAGACCAGGGUCUGAUUGGAUGCACAGCGACAGAAGAGAAGAGAGUCCUUGCUUGCAAAGACUUGCAUUGCAGUAUCUGAAGUAAAAAAAAGUCUUGUUUUCUUUUGUUUCUUCCGUUCUGCAUUGGAUUCUGCACCUGCACCGAGUAGGUCCCUACCUAGCGAUAAGAUAUUGGCUGUCAGUAGCUGGCUGACUUACCCAGCUAACUUGAUCGGAAACUGGGGACGACACGACCUUCUUGGAGAUAUUUCUCACAUCUUCCCAAUAAAGCUUUUGCACAUCUCGAGAAACCGUUGACAUCCCCCACCACAUACAACCGCACAACCGCACAACCGUACAUGCACGCCAUACCACAACCUCCAAGCUUCCACAUCCAAAUUCAACAUCUCGUCCUAUCAACCGUGGAUCUGAUACGGUGCCUCUCUCACCCAACCUUUAUGAGGUAACAAACGCCAAAAUAACAUAGCCUCGUCUGUGAAGAUGGCCCAUUUUGACGCUUAUGGUCGCCCUCUACGAGGCGAUUCAGGGCUGCAAUAUGGCUAUGAGACCUACCAGACGUACGAUUUCAAUGAUCCCAACAGGCACAUGCCUGCCUAUUCAACCCCCUCGACCUCGAAUAGAUAUCCUGCCGAAUCUCGAGAUUUACCUUAUGCUUCCCAAAGCGCAUCAAGUGUACCACCACAUUCACCACAACAGUCAUACCCACCGAGCAAUAAUAUGGGAACAGCACAUGGCUCCGACCGUGGCACUGCUGUAGAUCACGAUGCAGUAUCGCCGGAGAUCAUUGCAGCAAUCACGGAAAAGGUUAAAAGAGAACUCUUCGAGCAUCUGAAGCAAACAGGCUCCAUUGAUGACCAACCGCGAGCCUCGUAUAUGCAACGCGAAUAUUCGGAGAAAUCCAACUCUACAAGUCAAUCUCCUCCCCCUCUAGAUAACCGCAGAGUUUACACCCCCCCUUCACCAACUUCUACCACCAAACCAACCUUUUCCCCUCCACCUACAGAACCCAUGAGAUCUCCUCCUGCAAGCCCUUCCUCGGACAAACCUUCCGUGAGGUUUAAUGAUCGGGAUCGGGAUCGGGAUCGUGUAUAUAAUGAGCGACCGGCGCAGAAAGUUCACCGCACAUACUCGACCAUGGAAUUAUCUACAAUUGAUCAAAAAUGGGGUCGAUUGUUCGAUAAUGAUUCUCGGCCUACGGAAAGGUUGGGGCAGUUCUUGAGAGGGCUUGCGAAUCAUAUUGUCGACGAUUUUGCGCCCAAAAGGAGUAUUGUGAUUACACCUUCGAAAAUGGCAACAUAUUAUAGCUCGUACCCUAUUAAUAACAAGGAAAUACAUCCAUAUGUUUCUAUCUUCAAAAAUUUGUCCAAUACACAAGUUUCGAAGCUAUACCAAGAUCUUGGAUGUCAACAUCACCUCGUCCAAGAAGAUUUCCAUUCAGCUCCUACGGUACCGGCCUUGACUCCACUUGGAUUUGCACAUUGGAUGACGAUUCAAAUUUCCGCUUAUCCUAGCGAAGAAUCAGAGAGGUUAGGAAAAGUUGUCCUAGCUUUACCGAUUAAUGCCGAUGGACAAAUGGUAGAUGGAAAACCGGAGCGUUUACCAAAACAGAUAUCACGCCACUUAUUACCAAAUACCGGAGAUCGCGAAUUGGAGAAACUUAUGAGGACUGCAUUAUCUCACUUCUCUGAUGAAAUUGGCAUUUCUCACAGCAGUAGAAGCAAGCCAACAGCCUCGAGCGUACCACUUCGUCAGACAUCGCCCACCGAUCGAUCACAAUCUCGUUCCGAUGAUACACCUCAACCCAGAGCCUCCUCGUACACAGGUCCUACGAGCAAGCCUAUUGAACGAGAACGCAUGCCUUAUGCUGGAGCCCCUUCAGCCCCAUCUGAGUCGUCAAGCGUCGACGAGGGAUCAAGUGUACCGAUUGAACGUGAAAGAAAACCAUACUCCGCUCAACCUGGUAAUGGCAAGAUUCACACCGAAGCCAGUAAUCCUAAUUUCCCGAACAGGCCUGGGCGGGCGAAUUCUACGAGUCGCGUGAAAGAGCAGGAAGAACGUCAGCGUAGUCGGUCAAGACAUACCCGUAGGCAAAGUAAUGCUAGUCAGGAUAAUUAUAAGCCACCGCCACUAUCGUCUUCCAAACGCAGUCACAGCCCUCAAUUCAAGAGUUACAGUCAUUCUACGCCUACCAAUAUUGAUCUUGGACCUGGUACUUAUGUACCAUCACCUGCCAGUUUCCAAACCUCUUUCGCGCCCUCAUCAUAUGGAUCGGCAAAUUCCUUCCCCCCGCCACCUUCUUCAGAUAUUCGGGACUCGAGAGAUAGGCGACGGGAUGACCGGUCUCACCGCAGAGUAGAAGAUGAUCGUUUCUCGAGUACUACCCAUAUUAAUGAUUUCUCAAGUCCGAGAGAUGCCGAAAAAUGGGAUAGGCUGCACGAAGGACUAGAUUCGAGAAGUAGCGAUUACGACCGUGAUCGUCCCACAAAAUCUACGGGCUCCGCAUAUAGCGAACACACAACUAGGAGCUCUUAUAUGGAACCCGCGGUCGGCGCUGAUUAUGAGGAUUGGUAUCGAGGUAGUGGAUUAGACAAGAGAAACAGUAUGUAUUACUGAUGUGUUGUGGGGAAAUAUUGAAACUUCUGGGGAUUAUAUUAACGAAUGACUUUUUAUUGAUUACAUGAUAUCAUAUGAUGGAAUGAGGGAUGACAGAUGAGGUAUAUGGAUUGAUGUUGACGUUGCCGUUUUUAUGUUUUGAAUACGGUCGUUUUUGGAUCUGGAAAAUAACUGGUUUUCCCUUCUAUUUUAAGCAAAGGAUAGGGGGAUAAGAUUUGGAAUUAGGAAUUGGAAUUUGGUUAUGUAGGGACAAGGAAAGGAAUGGUUUCUUGGUAACAUCAUCAAAUAUUGGAUGUAUGUAUUUGUUUUUAGCGUUGAUAUUCUUAGGGUUAUGCAGGUUAGCAAGUACGAUACCAUUAUCAGAAAAUUUAUAUUCGAUUUAUGUUUUUUUGGGCAUUGGCAUUGGCAUUGGUGGCUUUGAUCUUGUUGUGUUUAUUUCGGAUUUGAAUUGAAUGAGAUUGAUUUGAUUUGAUUUGAUGUAAUGUGAUAUGAUUUUAAUUUAGUUGAUUUGUGGGUUGUUUCGUA